AUGCCUUCUAAGAAGCCCCCCCACAUUGCCCUGGAGCAUGAGUGCUUGGCCUACGCUAGCAAGCUCUUCAAGGAGCCCACUCGCACUCGUGAGGACGUCAAGCUCCGUGCUCAGAGGAACAAGGACACCGAGUGUACAGUGGUCAAGACCAGCCUGAACAGCUUCUGCAAAGAGGCUGCAAGGGCCCUCCCUCUGGAGAAUGUCCUCAAGGAGGUGAACAAGGCCAUUUGCGAGGCUUACAUCCUUGCUAACCUGCAUGUAUUGCGCAUGUGUGAGCUGGGGAGAGAAGUGCCACCUCUCGAUCAGUCCUUCUUCUAUGGAUGCUUGUCUGCUGUUAGUGUGGCUGGGAGACAGAAGAGUCCGAUCAAAGACCUCUUCUUUAGAGAGACCGUGGAUCUCUAUCUAUCCUCACGCCCCCAGGGUUACAAGCCGCCAGAUGGUGAGCAUCUGGCUUCUGGAUGGUAUCAGAAUGCCAGCCUGCAGAUGAGUACAUGCACCAAGAACUCUGUCUCUGUGAACUUCUACAGGCGCUUCAAGCGCUAUCUCAAGCACAAGUACUCGCUGGAUGGCUCAACGUGUUCUCAGAAGAUGAAGAACAUCCUGGCUGACACCUACGAUGGAGAUGUCCCGCUGAUUGUUAGAUAUCGCGCCAUGCUUUCAAAGGCUAUCGUUGGCAGGGCAGAUACAUCCCCUCACCUGCUCAUGCCCAUGCAAUACAUGUUUUUGCGCUACAUAGAGUCCCACCACCCUCUGACGGAGGAGGCCCUCAAGAAGGGCAAGCAGCUGAGGCUCUUCAGCCUCCUUCCCACCAAGAGGGGCUUUGAGUGCAGUAACCUGAAGAUGUGCACCAAUGGCCUUUACGGGUUGCUGAAGCGAGGAGGCAUUAGGCUGCCCGCUUUUGGUGCCGAGUUCCGGAAGUUGGCGGAUGACUAUUGGAGGCAGCUCUUUGAGAUUGAGAAGUUUGAGACGAGCAGCAGGAAGUUUGCGGGCGAGAUCUUCACGGAUGGGAAGGCUGUUUGCAUCCUUCUGAGGAAGCCCAAGCCAAAGCAAGCUGCGAGAAGACCUCCUGCCAAGGAUGAUGGAGAAGAGCUGUGGGGCUUGGACCCAGGCAGAAGGGACCUCUUUGUCAUGGUCAACGAUGAGGGUGAGAAGCUAAAGUGCUCGACCAGGGAGUUCUACCACGAUGCCAAGUACAAGCUGAGCAACGCCAGGGUCAAGGGUUGGUAUGAGCAGAGCCCAGAGGUGCUUGAGGCGAUCCGUAACAUGCCUACCAAGAAGACUUCAGAGAGUGCCAAGCUGCUCAACUACGUGCAAUUCAUGCUUCCUCGGCUGGAAAUGCUUCUGAGCUUCCACAUGAGGAAGGGCUUCAGAGCUCUCAAGUUCAAGCGGUACAUCUUUGCUCAGAAGAAGCUGCACGCCCUCUGCAAGUCGAUCACCAGGCGAGUCGGGACCAAGACGGUGGUAGGCUUUGGAGACUGGUCCAACAAGGAUUCCGGAGGGGUGAACAGAGGCUCGCCCUCCGGGCCAGUCAAGCGGCUUGAGCGAGAGCUCGGGAAGCAUUGCCGAGUGGUCUCUGUGGACGAGUUCAGGACCAGCAAGCUGCACUUUGACUGCAAGAUGGCACUGCACAACCAGUUCUCUGAGAAGCGGUGCAAGGAUGGGGCGGUGAAGACCGUUAAAGUUCACAGUGUGCUCCACUGCCGUAACAGUGGCUGUAAUGGCAUGACGGUGAACCGAGACGUGAACGCUGCCCGAAACAUCCUGGCGCUGCUGAAGGUGCAACUGGAAGGGGGCGUCCGACCGGCAGACCCGGUGUGCUGGGUGCUGACCUCUGCUGCCUGGCGAUACUCCUUCUCAGUCCACUCAAAUAGCUUGAAGGUCUGCCACUUGCACCCGGUAAUAGCUGCGUCCCUCGCCCUCUGCACUUCAUCGAAUCUUCCAAAGAAGACCGGCAGGAUCCUUCCCCGGCCUGCGAAGGUCUGCAGCUCCUUCAUACACCACUCCCUCUCGAAAAAGCCCGCUGAUAAGAUGAUAAUGCCAUAUGUAGCAGUAUCCAUAGCCUUCUCCAUCUCCUUCGCAGCAUCUUCUCCAGGGUUCAAGGAGCGGUCAUCGAAGAAGCAGUGCAAUCCCACAUUCUCGAGCACCCUCAAGAGCCAGACCGCAAAGUCUCGCUUGCAAUCUGCUCCACAGUGGCUGAUAAAUACGUCUUAG
Klebsormidium nitens is the source of this 2211-nucleotide messenger RNA. The record is from the annotation of a GenBank genome assembly. Lineage: Eukaryota; Viridiplantae; Streptophyta; Klebsormidiophyceae; Klebsormidiales; Klebsormidiaceae.